Molecule: messenger RNA, 2129 nt
Organism: Clupea harengus (Atlantic herring)
Lineage: Eukaryota; Metazoa; Chordata; Actinopteri; Clupeiformes; Clupeidae
Gene: mei4
Product: meiosis-specific, MEI4 homolog (S. cerevisiae)
Biological process (GO): spermatogenesis; oogenesis; homologous chromosome pairing at meiosis
Cellular component (GO): lateral element
Source: RefSeq, a predicted model, not a curated record
UACAGGGAUGAUGAUUGAACGUUCUGUGUUUCCCAAGUUACGUUUCUCUGCUCGUUCCUGUCACACCUAACAAGUCAGCCUGUCAUGAAACUGCUGUAAAUCUGCUGUAAUGACACUACACAAUCAGCGUAUUUUUAACUUCAGCUAAUGAAAACGAAUGUUUCAUCAGAGAUGGACAAUGCCAGUGGGAAACAAUCUUUGCCUUGGAAUGCUCUCAAAACAUGGUACACAAAAUCAGCUAAACUAGCCGUGGCAGUUGCCAUCAUUAAAAGCAAACCACCAGGGAGAAGUGGUAGACAGUAUGCUGAGCAAUUGGCUGCCAGGUUCAACCAUCUUGAGCAGUCUUGGAAAACCAAUGCAGAGGGCCUACAAGAGGAGGUUUUGCGACUUCGUCAGGAACUUCUCCUAUCCAAGAUGCUAUCGAAGCCCAGCAAGAACAAUGGACAUGGUGAUGGUUUAAUGGAGGUACUCUCCCAGGAUCUCAUUCCCUCCUCGGGACCCCAGUUGUCAGGGACUGAACAAAUGAGCACGGAGCCUGACUCAGGCUGUGGCACAGAGAAUAACACUGAGUCACUCCUGCAAACCUGGAGUGUGGAGAAGGGCCAGACGGAGACAUCCUCAUCCUCAUCCAUCCCCACCCACCCCAGGCAGCCCCAUUUCCCCCAGCUGAGCACAGACCCACGGGAGAGUGCCCUGCUCUCCCACAUGCAAUUUCUGCAGAACCUCUGUGGCCUGCGUAACGUGGAUGCCCGUGGGCUCUCUCUGGAUGGCCACGGCUCCGUGGUCUGGGACUCUGUGUGCCAGCUGCUCGGCUCCCUGGCGCCAGCCUCCAGGGACGACCCGUGCCACGUCCAGCAGGCUUUGCUUCUUCAGGCUUCACAGGUGGUGGUGCAGGCUGUGGAGGAGUGGCGGGCCCACUGUAAACCGCCUGGGCCAUUCCUCAGCCAAGCAGAGGACUGUCUGAAGAAACUGACCGACCACCUGUUGAGUAAUAGUAAACUCAAUAGGUUCCCAUGGCAGGAGUGUCUGUCAGACUGCCUGAUCAGACUCGGGGGCAGCGCCACGCUCAGACCUGCCCUCCUACGCCUGCUCCUCGCCCACAUCAACCACCUGGCCGAUCACCUGUGGCACACCUGCCAGGAGACGGCCAGCACGAGUGUGGCACCGUUGGAGGUGGAACGCUACGAGAACUCCUUCUACCUCUUCUGGGUCCUAGAGCAGGUCCUGCGAGAUGGGGGCGCCUCAGAGCUCAGCGAGGCCCAGGGGCAGCUGGAGAGGCAGGUUGUGCGUCUGGCGGACGAGUACCCGCUCUUCAGCCUCUACUUGUGGAGGAUCGGAGCCCUGCUGAAGCCAGAUGUCUCCACCGCUGUGUCGCCAAACGCUGUGGACUGAUUUCAGGUACCACCCACGUUCCAUUUCUCUCCAGAAACUCCAGGACUCUGGUGUGGGACCGGGGUUGUUGACACGACAAGAUAAGCAAGCAAGAGGACCGAUUGGCAUGACAGACUGUACAUUUUGAUGCAGUUUGUUAAUGAGACCCAAUCAGAUUGGGAAGCUGGGGAUGUAUUGACCUUUGAAGCAUUCCAGGCUUUCCUACAGGUAUGUUAACAGUGCUUGUGUGUCAAGACAGAUGUAGGAAACUAAUGUCAACUAAUGUUAAGCACUCAGUCUGGUUUGUCAGAGAAUACAUUUGCAGUGAUUGUCAUACGUAAGUAAUCCUAGAUCAAUUUUGGCCUGAUACUUGUUUUUGAUUUGUCAAAUCAGUAAUCCAGACAAUCAGACAAAAAUCACACAAAAUAUGUUGGGCUCUUUCAGAGAUUUUAUCUUUAUUUGAAAUGGCAAUUCCUUUGGAAUAAAUUCUCCCUUUUACAUAUUUUGUUUUAGAUGUAUUAGUUUUUGUCAAAAUCACUACUGAGUCAUUCAUCUGAAUGUGUGUUAUCAACCCUUCAUUUGCAAGUAUAUUUUUCCACAGAGAUACACACACUUAACUUUGUUAUUUGCACUAGCCUUCAUCCAUUAAAAGUAAUAUUAUGGUUCAAUCAGUAAAAUCACCUGGCCAAAUAUCAUUUCUAAUUUUUCAAAUGCUACUGGAACAAUACAAUUUGUACUUGACUAGCCUAUCUGUGGCA